Venustampulla echinocandica is the source of this 249-nucleotide messenger RNA. RefSeq lists its product as uncharacterized. The record is from RefSeq and is a predicted model, not a curated record. Lineage: Eukaryota; Fungi; Ascomycota; Leotiomycetes; Helotiales; Pleuroascaceae. The coding region runs from base 1 to 249 and encodes 82 amino acids. The transcript has 2 exons.
AUGUCUGACACAGGAGUAAAUGGUUCGGUAACAAGCGUCGACAACCAAAUACGGAGCCUCAAACAAAAUGCUACAGCGCUUCAGCCUCAAGCCAUGCAUGGCGUGCUUGAGGCUUAUCUGGAAAGCCCUCAAUCUCGUGAGCAAAUGGUGGCUGGGCAUGGAACUGCCGAUGCCGAGGAGGCUAUUCGACACCACCGUAGGGAAAUGGCGGAGUACAUCUUGAAGAUGGAAAAGAUGCUACCGAGGUAG